Messenger RNA from Limanda limanda (common dab), 405 nucleotides. It is a transcript of the gene efcab10, whose product is annotated as EF-hand calcium-binding domain-containing protein 10. The transcript is spliced from 4 exons. The record is from RefSeq and is a predicted model, not a curated record. Bases 1 to 405 code for a protein of 134 amino acids. Lineage: Eukaryota; Metazoa; Chordata; Actinopteri; Pleuronectiformes; Pleuronectidae.
AUGGCGACGGAGAAAGAACGAGACGCCGCAGAAUAUCUGAAAAGACACAGAAUAAUGGAGCUGUUGGAAAACCUGAGCAGUAUGCUGUUCUUCUACAGACCUGAGAACCCCACUCAGUUUCUUGUUGAGCAGCUGGAACAGCUAAAAAUUUCUCAAGAGAGCGGGGGUCAAGGGCCAAAUCUAUUCAACAACUCCAACCUGGACGCCGUCCUAGGGAUCCUGGACCCCUCCAAUAUAAAACACAUCACUUUUGCGCAAUACAAGCACGCUCUGACCACACUGGGCAUAGAGGACUUUGAUGAAUGUCCUGAAGGUGCUAAUGAAGACAGAAUAUCCUGUGAGACCUUUAAAACAGAAGCGAUGCAAGGCCUGCAGAGAAGCUCAGCAACAUAUGAACAACUGUGA